Molecule: messenger RNA, 249 nt
Organism: Phytophthora nicotianae INRA-310
Lineage: Eukaryota; Oomycota; Peronosporomycetes; Peronosporales; Peronosporaceae
Exons: 2
Coding region: 1-249 (82 amino acids)
Source: RefSeq, a predicted model, not a curated record
AUGAAGCGUCGCACGUUCAGCAGCAAAGAGAAGAUGGCCUUCGUGAAAUCAAUCCAAGAAGGGGGCGAUAUCAACGAUAUCAGCGAGAAGAACGGUGUUCCUGACGGCGUUCAACCGUGUGGUAGCGCAGGAGGUUUUGCCGUGCCUCCUUUAUUUUCAUUCUACCUGGUGAGCGAGUGGAGAAUGAAGUUCGUGAGUAAUGCAGUAUACCUGGAGCUGCAGUUACAACUACAACAAAGGCGCUUAUGA